AUGCAGCAACCCAACAAGGUCUGCAUCAUCACAACCAGGUCUGCAUCAACACAACAAGGUCUGCAGCAACACAACAAGUCCAGCUCCCGCCUCCGUUUGGAGCAGAGUGUGGAGGAGAGUGUGGUGCAGAGUGUGGAGGAGAGUCUGGAGCAGAGUGUGGAGGAGAGUGUGGAGGAGAGUCUGGAGCAGAGUGUGGAGGAGAGUGUGGUGCAGAGUGUGGUGCAGAGUGUGGAGGAGAGUCUGGAGCAGAGUGUGGAGGAGAGUGUGGAGCAAAGUGUGGAGCAGAGUGUGGUGCAGAAGUGUGGAGCAGAGUGUGGUGCAGAGUGUGGAGGAGAGUGUGGAGCAGAGUGUGGUGCAGAGUGUGGAGCAGAGUGUGAAGCGGAGUGUGGAGCAGAGUGUGGUGCAGAGUGUGGAGCAGAGUGUGGAGGAGCGAGCAGUGUGGAGCAGAGUGUGGAGCAGAGUGUGGUGCAGAGUAUGGAGCAGAGUGUGGUGCAGAGUGUGGAGCAGAGUGUGGAGCAGAGUGUGGAGCAGAGUGUGGAGCAGAGUGUGGAGCAGAGUGUGGAGCAGAGUGUGGAGCAGAGUGUGGAGCAGAGUGUGGAACAGAGUGUGGUGCAGAGUGUGGAGCAGAGUGUGGAGCAGAGUGUGGAGGAGAGUCUGGAGCAGAGUGUGGCGCAGAGUGUGGAGCAGAGUGUGGUGCAGAGUGUGGAGCAGAGUGUGGAGCAGAGUGUGGUGCAGAGUGUGGUGCAGAGUGUGGAGCAGAGUGUGUUGCAGAGUGUGGUGCAGAGUGUGGAGCAGAGUGUGGUGCAGAGUGUGGUGCAGAGUGUGGAGCAGAGUGUGGUGCAGAGUGUGGAGCAGAGGUGUGGUGCAGAGUGUGGCGCAGAGUGUGGUGCAGAGUGUGGAGCAGAGUGUGGUGCAGAGUGUGGAGCAGAAGUGUGGAGCAGAGUGUGGAUCAGUGUGGAGCAGAGUGUGGAGCAGAGUGUGGAGCAGAGUGUGGUGCAGAGUGUGGAGCAGAGUGUGGUGCAGAGUGUGGCGCAGAGUGUGGAGCAGAGUGUGGUGCAGAGUGUGGACCAGUGUGGAGCAGAGUGUGGAGCAGAGUGUGGACCAGUGUGGAGCAGAGUGUGGAGCAGAGUGUGGAUCAGUGUGGAGCAGAGUGUGGAGCAGAGUGUGGAGCGUCCUGUGUGA
Molecule: messenger RNA, 1182 nt
Organism: Knipowitschia caucasica
Lineage: Eukaryota; Metazoa; Chordata; Actinopteri; Gobiiformes; Gobiidae
Source: the annotation of a GenBank genome assembly